AACUUUCUGUCUCAACCGUUAGUCUAAAAAAAGAGAUGUCUUUCUUCGAUCUUUAUGAACAGUCAUUAGAGAAUCCUAGUAAAAAUAAACAUUCCAAACUGACAGAAGAGGAGAAGCAUGCUAUCACAUGUGGACUUUUGCAUGCACAUUGUAUAGGCUGUGUUGCAAGAGACUGUGACAUCACUCCUGAUGGCCAAAGCAGUUGCUCUGUUAUCGAGUGUCCAUAUCUGUGUGGUCAGAAAUUUCACAGGUGUAAGCUUGAUGAACAUGAAAACUUUUGUAUGAGUAAGAAAGUGCCUUGCAUAAAUCAUAUCUAUGGCUGCCCCUUUUUGAUCCCCAGGGAACAACAAGCCCGUCAUAUCCCUGCAUGUCCUGCAAGUGUAGUUAAAUGUAUGAUCGAAUGGCAUAGGUGGCCAAUGCAUUCUAGUGACUUGUGUGUCAAAGCACCACUGCCUUUGAAUAAUCCACAUGUACAAUGUGGACAGUUAGAUGUAGCCCUGGCAUUACGAGAUCAACGAGUGCUUCUGAAAUCCAUGUCCGAUGAAAAGUCAAAGCCCACUGAAAAGGUAGAGGAAAAGUCAGGUGAUGUCCCUUGGGAAACAAACAAGUAUCCCCCUGGUCUUCAGAAAUCUCUCUGUCACGGUAUCUUCUCACCACCAAAAGAGAUUGAUUAUAGUGCCAAAGAACCCAUUAAUGAUGACAGAAAUAAUUAUGCUAAAGAACAUGCUUCCUCCCAGCUAGGGGAUCAGGGGGUGGAUUAUAUUUCCUCUCGAAUGGGUCUUGCUGGUCUUCGGAGAUUAAGCGAGAUUGAAAGAGAAAAACGAAAGCAGUUGGAAAAUUUGGCAACCAUUAGCCCUCCACAAGAGAAGAAAGUGGAAUUGCAGUCACCUGUCAUUCAAUUGAAAAAAGAGAGUACAGAAAACAAUGGAAGUGAUGAAGACAAAUUGAUUAACCUCUACAAUAAAAAAAUACAGCUUCAUGAACUUCUAGGUGUAUGCUUAAAUAUGGAAGGCUUUCCAAGUGGAACAAAGAUUUUCAAGUUUAGCUGCGAUCAGAAUUUCAGACGUGAUGAGAUAGCAUGGCAUUUUAAAAAUGUACACAAUGAAAUACAAAGUGGUUUGAAUGGUGUCAUGGAACAAAGAUGUCCUCUUGCUUACCAAGGUUGUAGCUUCACCCAUCGCAAGCUUAUUCCUCUUGUACCAAAGGGUAAAAUAGUUCAUAGCUCUCUAUUGGAAAGUUUUGGUCUAGUCAUAGAUGGGGGAAGUGAUGAAGAAAAUAUUGAAUCUAUAGAGGAUAUUCCCACUAGAGGAAGUAUAGAUUCAGACAAAAUGCGUCGACUACGAGAAGCAACUCCCGAAAUUGUUACGUCUUCCAAAUACGACUCCGUCAUUAAGGUGAUUCCAAGGUUUAGAAGAGUAUCAGGUCCAGAAGUUUCUGGUAAGGUAUAUCAAGAAAGAGAGGUCUUACACUUAACCAGUCUACCUGCAGAAAUCCUAGAACAUAUCAUUAACUAUCUGGAUGGCUUCAGCUUGAACAAUUUAUCUUUAACCUGUACGACUCUGAGACAGUUAUGUGCAGUGUUACUGCAACAGAAAGGGAUGGUUCGAAUGGUUUGGGAGAAGCAAGAAAAUGGUGAUUCAUGGCAUGUUACAAAAAAUAAGUGGAGUUUUAGUAACAGUAUGACUCCAAUCAGACAGUGGAAGCUAGUGGGUGAUGGUGUAAUGUCUGAACACCUUAUAGCCUGCCCAUUCAACCAAGAGAAAGACAAAAUUAUACACACAGAAAAAAUUAGGGUCAUGGAAAAUGUUGAUUUAAUGGAAACCACAGUAGAAGAGGUGCAAUAAUACAAGCAAGGAGAUGCCCAAAUGUCCAAACUUAACAAAUGUGGAAGUGGACAGUGAAAACUGCUGAUGAUUCUGUAAACGUACAUUUUUUCUCAGGGGUCAUAGUUCCAUAGAUUCUCAAUCUCUAUUCAAUCUGCGAGUAGAAAAUUAUGCAGGUUUCUGGCAUUGUCAUUGUAUGUCUUAUAUGCACUUUAAGUACGCUCUGACAAAUUUCUGCAAAAAAUUUGUUACCGUGUAUAUAGGGUAAAUUAAUCCCAAGCGGAAAAAUGUACGUCUACGGUAACCAUGCAGGUGUCUGAAUGCUAGCUUUACUUGUUAUAAUGGUCUUUCAAUGUCUAAAGACAAAAGUGAUAUUAUAUUUUUGCUGAGUAUCAUAUUUACACUUAAUUAUUUUAGAGUAUCUUAAUGCAUAAUCAGAAUUUUGCAUUACAUAUGCGUGUCCUCAAUUCAAAUAGUUUUGUUACUUAAUGCACAGGUGCAUUUUUUUCUCUUAUGAAAGAGAGAGAUCUUGUUAUUUAUUAGCAUUUUUUAUUGUUAGUGUUUUGUUUAGUGUGGGUACGUUACAAUGUGUGUGUUUUUCAAACAGAGUUUUUUAAUGUGAAAUGAAUGCAAGAGUGAGUUCAUAUAGACUAAAAACAAAUUAUAGUGCAUAGUAUAUAUUAUUUCCUAUGUAGCUUGUAACACAAGCUUUGAUUGGUUACAAGGUCGGGUGUAAAUUUCCCUACACCUGACUUGAGCCGGGGGGUAAAAAAACAUGAUGUCACAAUGUAUAGUUUCUCUAUGAUAAAAAGCAAAUAACAUGACGUCACGAUGCAUUGUAGGACAUAGUAAAUCUUUAUCAGUAGCUUGAAACACAGUUGAUUGGACCUGUUUACAAGUAAUUUAUUUGGGUUAACAUAAUAUUCUUUUCUGUAUUGCAUUUUUGUCUUCCAUAAAAUAACAAUAAGAUUUAUACUGUAUAUUUGAAAUUCAUAUUUAUUGUCACUAUAAAACAAUUUGUCAAGUAGAAUGCAGAAUGUGUUUUUAGAAUUGAGUAAUGUGCAAUAUAUCUUUGAUUUAGAAGUGUAUUCCAAUGUGCUGUUGAUUGCACAAAAGCUGGAAGACUAAAUAGAGGAUAUUCAAUGUUUUGUAGAUAGAUAUGGAAUUUAUUUCAUGAAUGGGACAGGAUUUUUAGCUCACCUCAACGAAGUUGGGGGAGCUUAUGUAAUACCCUCGGCGUCGGCAUCCCAGGUUAAGGUUUUUGGAGCAGUUUUCUUUUCAAGCACUUCUAUGGCCUAUAUUUGUCAGAGAUGCAUGGAGGAUGCUUCUAGUGUGUUUUAUUGUAACAGUCAAGGUUUCAGAUGCUGCAAUUUCAGCUAAAGAAUGACCAGGUUAAUGUUUUUGGAGCAGGUUAAAGUUUUUGGAGCAGGUCUCAUUUCCAAGUAACUAUAAGCCCUAUAUUGACCAAACUUGCAUGGAUGAGACAUCUAAGGAUGCACACUACUGGACUUACUUCGGAUGCUGGAUAUGACUUAUAUUUUCCGGAUGAGUGACCAGGUUAAGGUUUUUGGAGCUGAUCUCAUUUCCAAGUAACUAUAAGCCCUAUAUUGACCAAACUUGCAUGGAUGAUACAUCUAAGGAUGCACACUACUGGACUUGCUUCAGAUGCUGAAUCUGACCUAUAUUUUAUGGAUGAGUGACCAGGUUAAAGUUUUUGGAGCAGAUGUCAUCUCCAAGUAUCUAUAAACCCUAUAUUGACCAAACUUGCAUGGAUGAUACAUCUAAGGAUGUACACUACUGGACUUGCUUCGGAUGCUGGAUAUGACCUAUAUUUUCCGGAUGAGUAACCAGGUUAAAGUUUUUGGAGCAGAUCUCAUUUUCAAGUAACUAUAAGGCCUAUCUGAACCAAACUUGCACGGAUGAUGCAUCAAGGGACGAACAAUCUCAAAACUUGCUACGGAUGCUGGAUUUGACUUACAUUUUCUGGAUGAGUGACUAGUUUUAAGUUUUCAGAUAAGUCUAUUCCCAAGUAACUGCAAGCUCUAUCAGAUCAAAAUUGCAUAAAUGUUGCAUCUAGGGAUGCACACUCCUAGAUUAUUAGUUUAGUGUGGGACUCUGCCUUACUUAAAGACAACAUUCGUUGAUGUGAGCUCUGUAAUCUCUGAUUACCCAUGUUUGAUAUUUUCACGAGUGCGAAGCACGAGUGAAAGUAUCAAAAAAUCCUGUCUCGCAAGUUAUAAUUACAUAUGACAAUAUUUAUACUAUUUAAUAACAAAAUGCUGCAUUUGUUUUAGUGUGAAAUUAAAGUAUGUUAAUAUUAGAAAACGUACACAAAAUCUCAAAAAGAGAAAAAUUCAUCAAUUCAUGGUAUUUGAUUUCAUAAAUUCACGAUUAAAUAAAAAAUGAUUUUAAAGAUGUAUAUAACUUAAAAAUCAUUGACAAGAAGAAUUAACAAAAAUGACUAAAGAAUAUGAUAUGAUUGAGUAAGAGUUAUGAAAUGCUAUGACAGGAAAAUUGUUUGCAUGGUAAUUUUAUUUGGUACAAUUUUAUAAAAGUCAUUGUUUUCUUUUUCAUUUGAAAUGCAGCUUUACACUUUCACUAAAUUGGCACACAACACCCAUUUUCGUGAAGAAGAAAACAUGUUCAUUGGCAUACUACAGUGAAUUAUUUGUGCUGUUUAAAUUUUUUCUUGAUAGUUAUGCUCAUAUUUUAUCUAGGCUUAAUAAAUUUUCUCUAGCUACCUUGAGCCUGUCCAAAUUAUAAUGAGUUGAAAUCAACAAUUUACAUAAAAACACAUUAUAGCAUGAAGCAUGGAUUUCAUAACUCUUUGUAAGUUGUAGUUAAAGAGCAGAAUAUGUUGUUUUUAGUCUCGUUGAAAGACGAUAUGAUAUAUUAUCCUUGCUGCAGCAAGAUUCUCGGCGUACAUUGUAUCUAAUGGGAUCUGUAAAGUUAAAAAGUCAAUUUUUAGCCCUCACAUUUAAGCACUGCCUUAUACCUGAACAGUCAAUUUUUUCAUGUAUUGAUGUACACUUUAUUAGAAGGUGAAAUAAA
Molecule: messenger RNA, 4874 nt
Organism: Saccostrea echinata
Lineage: Eukaryota; Metazoa; Mollusca; Bivalvia; Ostreida; Ostreidae
Product: F-box only protein 40-like
Exons: 4
Coding region: 36-1844 (602 amino acids)
Molecular function (GO): protein binding; ubiquitin protein ligase activity; zinc ion binding
Source: RefSeq, a predicted model, not a curated record